Balearica regulorum gibbericeps (East African grey crowned-crane) is the source of this 3997-nucleotide messenger RNA. The record is from RefSeq and is a predicted model, not a curated record. Lineage: Eukaryota; Metazoa; Chordata; Aves; Gruiformes; Gruidae.
AUGAACUACUUACCUCCAUGCAUUGCUCACCUGGUGAUAUCUUUUCCCCACUGUACAGCAGGAGAUGAAAAUCUGGCGAACGCCAGCUCUCCCUCCCCUGUGUUGCCUUCACCUGCACGCUCCACAUCACUCUCACCUCCAGGCACCACUGAAGUCAACAGUGACUACAUCUGCAUUAAUGAAACUGCUGUACCUCUCACCACAGGUGUCUCUCCUGCAGACAGCACAUACUUCUCCACGCACGCAGGCUCUGUCCCUGCCACGGGACUCAGCAACCCACCACGCAGCAGCUCUGCCGCCCUCACCACACGCACUCCCAUUGCCUUCAAGAAUGCUUCAUCAGAUUAUUACAAUUCAACAUCCUUGCACAGCACCAUCUCACCAGACAGCACGCCAGCAAACACUGGGAUCAUCCCCAAUCACACAAUAGGUGACAAACUUGCACACAGUCAUCACAAUUAUGAUACUGCAACAACUCCCACAGUGACACCUCAAGGACCUUGUGAUGAUGGUGUUGAACACAAAAUAAGUAUAUACAAAAAGAAUAACACCGCAGAAGUUAUACUGAAAAAUCUCACAGAAACGAGAAAAUAUCAUAUUUGGGGGGCUAACAAGAAGUUAUUUUCAUUUACAAAUGGUGACACCUAUACAGUAAACCUUCAGACAUGCAUGAGAUAUACAAUUGAAGUUGAAAAUUGCACAUACAAAAAUUUUACUAUUCAGCCUGCUAGCAGCGAGAAACCUUUCAACGUUACGGAUAAAACCAACACCUCUGCAAGGGUCUGUUGGGAAGAGUCAUGUGCCUGUGCUAAUGUGACUGUUAGCUGUCAAGGUUUAGAAAAGGCUACAAUAUUAAAUAAAACUUGUCAACACCUGAAGAGGUUAUCACCCAACCAUGUGUACAACUGCCAUGGUACCAUAAAUGUUUUUGAAAAUGAGGUUGCCAACCAAUACUUCAGCAUAGAAACAGAUUAUGGUGAUCCAGAAGCAGUAGAAAACAUUUCAGUAGUUCCUAAUGCCACAGCAGCAUUAGUUAAAUGGAAGCAACCUAGCAACGUUUCAAAGGGUCCUAUACAUGGCUAUGAAGUGAUAUGCAAUGGCACAGGCACACAGAAUGGAACUGCCAACACAACUGACUGUACUUGCUCUAACUUAGAAGCUUAUGCCGACGGUUCUGUAACUGUGACUCCGUAUACAAAGAGCAAAUAUGGUGAGAGAACGUUUAGAGGAAAACCUGUAACACAUAACUUUAAAACAAAAUCAAGAGAACCAGACCCAGUGGUUAAUGUUACUGCAACAUUGAUAGCUGAUAAUGCUGUCCAAAUUGACUGCAAACAUCAAAAAGUGUAUGGACCAAAAACUACAUUUGAAUUGACUUGGGAAAAUGAAAACAAUGUCUCCCGUAACGACUGUAAAUUUACAAAAGAAAAUCUCUCGUACUUGACAAACUAUACAUUUUCGAUUGUAGUGUUUAAUGGAGAAUAUACAGGGCAGCCAGUAAUGAAGAGUAUAAAAACCAGAUAUAAUUCUAAAGCCCUGAUUAUAUUCUUGGUGUUCCUGAUUGUUGUGACAUCAGUUGCUUUACUACUGGUUCUGUACAAAAUCUAUGAUCUUCACAAGAAAAAGCUGAGCAAUUCUUCUGAAGGAGUGAACCUUGUUGCAGUUAAAGAUGAUGACAGGCAGCUUCUGAACAUAGAGCCAAUACCUGCGGAGCAAUUGCUGGACACAUACAAGAAGAAGAUUGCUGAUGAAGGAAGACUUUUCUUGGAUGAAUUUCAGAGUAUUCCUAGAGUUUUCACUAAAUUUUCAAUAAAGGAGGCCAAAAAAAGCCAUAAUCAGAACAAAAACCGUUACAUUGAUAUCCUUCCAUAUGAUCAUAACCGUGUUGAGCUAUCAGAGAUCCCAGGAGACCCAGGAUCAGACUAUAUCAAUGCAAGUUAUAUUGAUGGCUUCAAAGAACCAAGAAAAUACAUUGCUGCACAAGGCCCCAAGGAUGAAACCACGGAUGACUUCUGGAGAAUGAUCUGGGAACAGAAGGCAACAGUUAUUGUCAUGGUGACUCGCUGUGAGGAAGGAAAAAGGAACAAAUGUGCCCAAUACUGGCCGUCAAUGGAGAAUGGCUCUGCAACGUAUGGGGACAUCAUUGUGAAGAUCAAUGAAAGUAAAACAUGUCCAGACUAUGUCAUUCAGAAACUGCACAUCACCAAUGGAAGAGAAAGGACAGCUGGAAGAGAUGUCACUCAUAUUCAGUUCACUAGCUGGCCAGACCAUGGAGUUCCUGAGGAUCCGCAUCUCCUUCUCAAACUCCGACGCAGAGUUAAUGCUCUCAGCAACUUUUUUAGUGGUCCAAUAGUGGUUCAUUGCAGUGCUGGUGUUGGGCGGACUGGGACAUAUAUAGGAAUUGAUGCCAUGCUGGAGGGGCUGGAUGCAGAAGGCAGAGUGGAUGUUUAUGGCUAUGUUGUGAAGCUGCGUCGGCAGCGAUGCCUCAUGGUUCAAGUAGAGUCACAGUACAUCCUUAUCCAUCAAGCACUAGUGGAAUACAAUCAGUAUGGAGAAACAGAGGUCAGUCUCUCAGAACUGCACUCCCAUCUUAACCAUCUGAAAAGAAAAGAUUCUCCAAAUGAAUUUUCUCUGCUGGAGGCAGAGUUUCAGAGAUUACCUUCCUAUAAGGGGUGGCGGACACAGAACACUGGGAAUCGUGAGGAAAAUAAAAGCAAAAAUAGGAAUGCCAACAUAAUUCCAUAUGACUUUAACCGAGUGCCCAUCAGGCACGAAGACGAAUGCAGUAAGGAGGGAGAACAUGAUUCAGAUGAUUCCUCAGAUGAGGACAGCGACUGUGAGGAAUCAAGCAAAUACAUCAAUGCUUCCUUCAUAACUGGUUACUGGGGUCCGAAAGCCAUGAUUGCAACACAGGGACCACUGCAGGAAACUAUCUCUGACUUCUGGCAAAUGGUCUUCCAAAGAAAAGUCAAAGUCAUUGUUAUGCUGACAGAGCUGAAAGAAGGAGAUCAAGAACUCUGUGCACAGUACUGGGGAGAAGGAAAACAAACAUAUGAUGGCAUAGAAGUUCAAAUGACAGACGUCAACUUCUGUCCUAGCUAUACCAUACGUGCAUUUGAUGUUACAAAUCUGAAGACGAAAGAAACACAGAAGGUGUAUCAGUAUCAGUAUCACAAGUGGAGUGGCUUGGAUGUUCCGGAAAACCCCAAAGAUUUAGUCAGCAUGAUUCUCAACCUUAAACAAAAAGUCCCAGCCAGACCAGUCACUGAGGACCACAGGACUAGCCGCAAUGUCCCGCUUGUUGUCCACUGCCGUGAUGGAUCACAGCAGACUGGUGUAUUUUGUGCUUUAAUGACCCUCUUGGAAUGUGCAGAAAUAGAAGAAGUAAUAGAUGUUUUCCAAGUAGUAAAAGCUCUUCGUCGCUCCAGGCUGGGAGUGGUCUCCACCUUUGAACAUUACCAAUUUCUGUAUGACACCAUUGCCAGUACCUACCCUGCACAGAAUGGACAAAUAAAGAAGAACAGCCAGCAGGAAGAUAAAGUUGAAUUUUGUAGUGAAGUAGAAAAAACAGAUCAGGAAACUGAUCUGAUCACUAUUGAUCUUACUCCAUCAACGCCACAGGAAAAUGAGGUUUCUGAAGUAUGUGAUGAUUCCAAGGCUGCAGAUAGCACUAAGGCAACAGAAAGCUCUACAAAUGGCCCCACAACUCCAGUUCUAACUUAGAGGUUAUAUUUAAAAAAAAAAAAGUGCUUUUUCACGUGCAAAAAAAAUCUUAGACCAAACAAGAAGUAUAAGAUUUCUUCCACUUCCCACUUCCACUCAUUUGGAAAAUGUUUACUGUUGUAUCAGUUUUUCAAAGGUACAAAUUUAAAGGAAUACUUGAAACUUUUAGAGAGUGACAACAAACUGUGAAAAUUUAAUUUUUAUGUAGAUUUGCAUUUAAUACUUCUUCAGAAACCUUUUCACUAUUUUAAUACUUUUUCUUUUAAAAAUAUGU